AGAAGAGACCCAUCUACAGAAUGAAAUGGAAGAGAAACAGCAAGACAUGACGACUGAUGGAAAACCCACACUGACUCAGAAGACUUCAUCACGCGGAAGACCUCGGAAAUCCAAAUCUAGGUGUAAUUUCAGCAGUAAACAGUGUGGAAAGAGUUUCAGUCAAAGGCCAAAGCUUGAUGUUCACAUGAGAGUUCACACUAAUGAGAAACCUUACACCUGCGAACAGUGUGGAAAGUGUUUCUAUACUACAGGAAACUUAACAAUUCACAUGAGGAUCCACACUGGAGAGAAACCAUUCACAUGCACUCAGUGUGGGAAGAGUUUCAGCCACUCAUCACACCUUAAUCGACACAUGAGGAUCCACACUGGAGAGAAACCAUUCACAUGCACUCAGUGUGGGAAGAGUUUCAGACACUCAUCAUCCCUUAAUGAACACAUGAUGAUCCACACUGGAGAGAAACCAUUCACAUGCACGCAGUGUGGAAAGAGUUUCAGCAAAUCCUUACAACUUAACCAACACAUGACGAUCCACACUGGAAAGAAACCAUUCACAUGCACUCAGUGUGGGAAGAGUUUGACAAGCAAACGCAAACUUAGAAUUCACACGAUGAACCACACUGGAGAGAAACCAUUCACAUGCACUCAGUGUGGGAAGAGUUUCAGCCAAUCAUCAUACCUUAAUAAGCACAUGAUGAUCCACACUGGAGAGAAACCAUUCGUAUGCACUCAGUGUGGGAGGAGUUUCAACCACUCAUCACACCUUAAUAAACACAUGAGGAUUCACACUGGAGAGAAACCAUUCACAUGCACUCAGUGUGGGAAGAGUUUCAGCCAAUCAUCAUACCUUAAUCAACACAUGAGGAUUCACACUGGAGAGAAACCAUUCACAUGCACUCAGUGUGGGAAGAGUUUCAGCCAAUCAUCAUACCUUAAUCAACACAUGAGGAUUCACACUGGAGAGAAACCAUUCACAUGCACUCAGUGUGGGAAUAGUUUCAGCCAAUCAUCAUACCUUAAUAAACACAUGAGGAUCCACACAGGAGUGAGACCAUUCACAUGCACUCAGUGUGGGAAGAGUUUCAGCCAAUCAUCACACCUUAAUCAACACAUGAGGAUCCACACUGGAGAGAGACCAUUCACAUGCACUCAGUGUGGGACGAGUUUCAGCAAAUCAUCAAACCUUAAUAAACACAUGAAGAUCCAUACUGGUGUGAGAGAGUAGAUGUGCUUGGAGUGUGAGAAGACUUUUAUUACAGCUGCAGAAUUAAAACGGCACUAGAGGAUUCACACUAGAGCAAAACCAUAUCAAAACCAGUGUUCACAGUGCAGUAAGAGGUUUACUCACUCACGAACCCUUAAAACACAUGAGAGGAUUCACACUGGAGAGAAACUGUAGACAUGAUCAGUGUGUACAGAGUUUCACUCUUUGGGGGCAGCUUAAGAAACACAUGGGAUGGUUUCCAGUAUGGCGUCAACACACGUAGCAGCAUAGAAAGAGCGUUCCCAUACACGCUGGUAUUAAUCCUCCUUUUUACAUCAUAUAUGAUAACCUAAACCAUAUUUAAAUAACACGCAGGGGGACAAAAACUAAAAGGCUUGGACAAAAUAACCAUUGAAACUUGGAAAAAAAUGAGAAAUCAACAGAUGAAAAAUCCGAGACGGACGGGGUAGCUGAUAGCCUGUCAGCUUGCAUUGCAGCAAUACAUUCAGACAUCAAAGUUUUCCAAAUGGAUAUUAAAUCUGACUUAACGGCCUUCCAAGAUUAUCUUGCAAAAGAUGUGAAAAUGGAACUCAAUAACUUUAAACAAGAAGUCAAUUAAAAACUGGAUGGCCUUUUCACAGACCUAAACGCUAUAGCAGAUAAGGUCAACAAAGCGGAGCAGCGAGUUGGAGAAUUGGAGAACGUUGCUGAGAUGAAAGAAAUGCUCGAUCAAACCAUCCAAAUUCAUGAAAAUUUAAAAGAGAAACUGUGAGUUCCUCUUCAUAGGGAAACUUUUACGAGUGUCUGUAUAAACAGACUUUGGGAGUGCUUUAGACGACCAAUCAUUUCUAAAGAUUUUAAAACGGCCCAAUGAAAUGCCAAUUGAAUUGGCAGAGCUUAGCUCCACAGCUGAAACUGAUGAGCCAAUUAGGGCUAUAUCAGUCAGCUGUGCGAGUUAGCUCAUCCAAAUUGUUCCUUCAGACCCGAUCUGAGACUGAAGAACCCUUCUGCUGAGCUGACUUCCAACUUGAAGAAAGCCUUACCUUCACCAGUGUGGGAGAAGAUGUGUUAGCGGUGGUCCCCUUGGCGUUUCUCUGGUGAUCUGAAAGAGCAGUUUACUGAAAGAGCAUUAUUCCCUAUGAGAGCACACGGUCGUACAGCACGUCUUUUUAAAGAUGUCGUUUCGACCGUGCGUUUCUGGAUGCGGUGGUUUCCUCGCCCCGGAUGACAGGCACGAGUAUUGGUCACAUGCUUGGUGGUCCAACAUGUUGAUGCAGGGCUCGCGGACAGUUCUUGCCCGCAUAGCGACGGCUUGACUGUUGCACUAAUUUUUUAUUAGGGAAAGUCACCCCUGCUGCUCUUGCCUAGCCUUUAGCACUUGGGCAGGCCUGAGGGUUACAGUGGAGGCUAAUCCGUCACCUUCGGGCCCGCGGACCCCUCGCUCCUCUCCAGUGCGCUCUGUUUCUGAUUCGAGUGUGAGCGCUGGUCCAUCCUCCGAGCUGGGCGUGCUUUCAUUAGAUGUCACUGGGGGCAUGACGUCCAUCCCUGCAUCGGAGGGUGGGUUGACAUGCUCCGAGGAAGAUCCGGACCUCCUGCCACCCUUCAGGGUUGUCAGUAUGUUUACUGAUCUGGAAUUGGACAUGUUAGCCCUGAAGGACACAUAUUUUCUCGCCUCCAUUCUUCCACGCCACUGCCCCUUUCUCCGGUUCAUGUUCAAAGGACGACCAUAGCAAUACAAAGUCCUCCCCUUCGGGCUCUCUGUCUUCGUGGGUUUUCACCAAGCUCGCGGAGGGUGCCCUGGCACCACUGUGCCUUGCGAGCUUCCGCAUACUCUGCUAUCGUGACAAUAGGCUCUUUCUAGCCUCGUCUCGCGAUCAGCUGAUUAUGUACAGAGACAAAGUGCUUCGGCACCUCGACCAGUUGGUGUUUCAGGUCAACCGCCAAUGCGCUCUCAUGGCAGCUAGUGUCCCGGGGAGAGUGGAGACUCCACCCCGAUUCGGUCCAGCUGAUAUGGGCAUGCUUUGGGGAAGCCCAGUUCAAUCUGUUUGCCUCCACCGAGAGACCACAAAGCCAGCCGUUUUAUUCCCUGACCGAGGCUCCCCUCGGCACGGAUGCAUUGGCUUACAGCUGGCCAUCGGGCAUUCGCAAAUAUGCCUUUUCCCCAGUGAGCCUAAUCGCACAAACUUUGUGCAAAGUCAGGGAGGAUGAAAAGCAGGUCUUGAUUGUUGCGCCCCUCUGGCCCAACCGGCAUGCCUACGCCCUGAAGUGGAGUCUAUUCUCUGAGUGGUGCGCUUCUCGCCGAGAAGACCCUCGAACUUGCCAGAUUAGCAUUGUGUUAUCCUUCCUUCAGGAUAAGAUAGAGCACAGGCUGUCACCCUCCACGUGGCUGCGAUCUCCGCUAAUCAUAACGCGGAAGAUGGCAACACGCUCUGGAAGCAUGAUCUAACAUCCGAUUCCUCAGAGGCGGACGGCGGUUAAAUCCGUCCCGCCCCCCUCUCAUGCCCUCUCUGCCUUCUCUAGUCCUAGCGGGUCUGCAGAGAGAUCCGUUCGAGCUGCUCGAGUCAGUAUCUCUUAAAAUUCUGUCAUUAAAAACAGCUCUGGUGAUCGCAUUGGCGUCAUUCAAGAGAUUUGGAGAUCUGGAGGCAUUUUCGGUUAGCGAAUCGUGCCUUGAAUUCGGGCCCGGUUACUCUCACGUUGUCAUAAGACCCCGGCCCGACCACCCCAUUUAGAGAUCAGGUGGUGAACCUGUUUGCGCUGCCUUCGGAGGAGGCAGGCUCAACACACUCACUGCUUUGACCCGUUUGCUAUUUGCGCCUUUACGUGGAUCAAUCGCAAAAGGGGAGGUUGGAAGGUUGCGCUCUUGGUGAUGUCAGUGCGCUCACGCUUUGGCUUGGCAAACUACACAUCAGGAGCGUGAUAGACUAAUUGGCUCAUCAGUUUCAGCUGUGGAGCUAAGCUCCACCAAUUCAAUUAGCAUUUCAUUGGCCCGUUUUAAUAUCUUCAGAAAUGAUUGGUCAUCUAAAGCACUCCCAAAGUCUAUACAGACACACGUCUCCGUUCCCUAUUUAGGAAACGUGGGUUACGUACGUAACCAGGACAAUCUAGAAACCCACUCCCGUAGAAAUAAUAUUCAGAUUUUUGGAAUCCCAGAAGGAAGCAAAGUGAAUAAUAGCCAAGACUUGGUGGAAACGAUUAUCAAAACAGAGCUGUCACUCGAUGAAUUGGACCUUAAAAUUUAACAGUGUCACCGGGCACUUGGACCAAAACCACCUGCUGACGCACCCCCUUGAUCAGUGGUGUAUUCUUCCUGGUAAACAAAACAAAGGACCUUGUCCUCCACUUUGCAUGGAGAAAAAAAGUAAUACACUAGAACAAAAAAAGGAUUUUCUUUGACCAAGAAAGACGGCUUUUGCUCCGAUAAGAAAAAUUCUGAAAGAAAAGGGGAUUAAGUUCCAAACACCACCGCCGCAAAACUUAGAAUCUUUCUCGAAAACGGUCCGGUCAUGUACAAUUCGAUGACGGAGGCUUUAAGAGAUCUGAAAGAAAAAGGACUGAUAAACAGCGAAGAAGAAACUAUUAUAGGAAUCUCUUGGAAAGUGAAACAAAGACCUUGACAAAGUUUGGAGUGACAUUUGAAGAAAAGUAAGGAAAAACAUCAAGCGAAGAUCCGGGAAAAACUGCUUGAAUUUUAAAGGGACAACACUAGCUCUGUUAGAAAGAAGGGUAAAACCUGACAGAUCCUGACAAAGAACUCUGAGAGACUGGUAAAACGUCUUGACUUGAUUCACCGAUGAUGAACAUUUAAAGGAGGAAUGGUAUUUAACCCAACUGACCAAGACACAAGAUAAACGAUUAAAGCACACCAAGACUCGAGUCAUUGAGUAACAUACUGGUAGGAAGAAAUAAAGGGAUUCCAAUUUAUACACUUAAAAUCCCUUGCUAUAAUUAGAAAUAUUUAACUCGAAAACCUAACCAGAAAUACAAGAAUAUAAUAUUGCCAGAUAUAGGCGCUGAAUAUAUUUGUUAUUUUUUGUGCAAUAGGCACAGCAAGGGGCCCUUUAGAGAAGGAAAGCUUUCCCCUCACAUUAAGAAGUUAUUUAAGACUUUAAGUUUUGGAAACGUUUUUCGUUAUGUUGUUUAUGUGGUUCAAGAUGUUCAUGUUUGUGUUUUUCAUAUUCCGGUCACUGUGAUCUUCGCAAUAACAUCUGUUUAUAGUAUAUGCAAAAACAGGAAUAUAGAGUCAUUACUUUAAAUAUUAAUGGGUUAGUAAAUUCGAUUAAAAGAAGCAAACUCGUGGCUAAAAUGAAAAGAGAAAAGCAACAGAUAAUCUGCCAAGAGACAUCUUUCUGAUACAGAACAUAGGAAAUUAGAAAAAAAUGGGAUUUAAGGUUUUCUUUUCCUCAUAUAAUAAUGGUCAUAAACGAGGAGUAAUGACAUUAAUCUCAAACAAAAUCAGCUUACAAUUAAUUUCCAAGAUUACUGAUAAAGAAGGACGAUAUAACCUCAUUAAAGGAACUAUCAACCAAAACAAAGUUACAUUAGUUGAUUUAAAUAGACCACCUGAAAAAGACAAAGCAUUUCUCAAAAAAAUAGUAAGUGUUAUAGCCAAGGAGACAUCAGGUACGUUGAUCAGUGGGGGAGACUGGAAUGUACAACUUCACCCUAAAUUGGACUCAUCUUCUAAUAAGCAAAUUAGUCAAGAAACUAGACAAAUAAGAUAUCUGAUGAAAGAAUUAGGCUUAAUAGAUGUAUGGAGAGACAUAUACCCUCUUAAAAAAAGAACAUACUUUCUUUUCUUCCGCCCACAUGUCUCAUUCUAGAAAUGAUUAUUUUUUAAUGUUUGGGUCAGAUCAACAUAAAAUAAAAGACUGUACAAUAGGGACAAGGGACAUUUCAUACCCUGCAGGAGUAUAUUUAACAGUUUACCUGGACAAUAAACCCAAAAGUACAUUUUGGCGAUUUAACCCUAAUCAUUUGAAUGAUUUAAUGUGUGUAGAACAUGUUAAAAAAAGAACUAUUAGAAUAUUUUAAAACAAUAAUAAUGGAGAGUUGUCACCUAGUAUCAUAUGGGACACAGCUAAAGCUGUUAUGCAAGGUAAACUUAUAAUGUAGGGAUCAAGAGGAAAAAAAUUGAAUUACAUGAAUAAUCUGAAUAAAGAAUUAGAGACUAAAUAUGUUAAUAAAGAAGAUCCAGAUAUUUUAAUAAGAUCAAAGAAGUUAAAGCUAAACUCAAUAAAAUAUUCGAUGAGCAAGUUCAAUUAAAACUUACAUUUUUAAAUUUUAUGAAAAUGGUCCAAAAGCUCCUGGCAUGAAGAAUAAGGAAACAGGCAGAGAGGAUUAUAUUUAAAAUCAAAGAUCCCAAAACUAAAAAGAUAUGUCAUAAAUUGGAGGAAGAAAUUAGUAAGGAAUUAUAUACCUCAAAAGAUAAUAUUGAACUUGCAAACAUACAAGCAUUUUUACACACAUUAGAUUUACCAUCAAUUGGAUCAAUACAAAAUAAAACCCUAAUUUAAAAAAAAUAACCAUAGAAGAAAUAAGCAAUGCUAUAUCAAAACUUAAAACAUCUAAAGUACCAGGCAUAUAUGGCUUCCCUGCAAAAUAGUAUAAAAUAUUUAAAGAACAGUUGAUGUCAUACCUUACGUGAGGGUGAACCCACCUAGAUCCUGGAGAGAAGCUAUCAUAUCUGUGAUUCCAGAAGGAAAAUAUCCACUAUAGUGUAAUUCAUAUAGACAUAUUUCAGUCCUGAAUAUGGACUAUAGACUCUAUGCAUCUAUAUCAGCUAAACAAUUAGAGGACAUUUUUCCAGACCUAUUAGAUACUGAUCAAACAGGUUUUUUAAAACAAAGACAAGUUUAUGAUAAUAUAUGGCGAGCCCUUCACGGAUCCAACAGCUAGAAUUAAAAUGAACAGAGAUAUUUCAGAACAUAUUAUAUUAGAAAAAGGAUAUUGACAAGGAUGACCAUUAAGUCCUUCUUUAUUUAUUGAACCAUUGGCACAACUAAUCAGAGAUGAUACAGAAAUAAGGGGAGUGAAAAUUAAGAAAGAUAUUGAACAUAAAAUUUGUUUAUACGCUGAUGAUGUGUUUCUGUUUCUUACAUACCCAGACUUUAGUUUACCCAAGGUGAUGUAUUCUCUUGAAAAAUUUUAUAAUUAUAUUCAGGAUAUAGAUUAAUUAGAUGAUUAUUAUUAUAAGGCAGCACAGCUUAGACACAGAGUUUGUUGGUGCAAUGACAAAUACUGUGCAAAGUGGAAAGAAUUUGAACAAUUACAAAUCCACUGACCUCUCCAAGUAUUAUUAGGAGAUAGAAAUUUCCAACAUACAGAAUUGCAUAAAUUGAAUUCCCUGACAAAGACACCUUUGAAAAUUUGGUACAAACAAUUAAAGCUAACAUAUUAAGACAAGCUAAGAUAUUAAGAUGGGUUGAACAUGAUAUUUAAUUUAAACCAGCAAAACUAGAUCUAAGAUUUAAACAAUGGAGUUUGCAAGGCAUAACAUCCUUCUGUCUCAUCACUACUGAAUUAGAAAGUUUUUAACAAAUUUCCAAUAUAUAUAUAACUUAUAUAAACAAAACUUUCCAUUACCUUCAAGUUAGAGACUACUUCAAUAAAAACAUAAGAGAUUCAGUAGACAUAAAAACAACAGUAGUGCAGGUAUUUAUAGAUGCUUACAAAAAGAAGGUUAAUUAAGAAACUAGUAUCAAGAAAUUAUUCCUGUCUGACAUUAACAAAGAAACACUUAACAAUGUAUAUCAAACAGAAAUGUGAAAGGGAAGCCAAUAUAAUAACAAAUAAGGAAUGGUUACCCAUUUGGGAAACACAGACAAUCACAAUUUAGAUUCAUGGAGGGAAUUUAUUUGGAAAAAUGUAAUCAGGUUCUUUAUAACACCUGAAAUAAAAUACUUUCAAACUAGAGAUUAAAAAAAUGGUGAAUGCUGGAGAAAAUGUGGAAAUGUUUCGGCAGAUCAUGUCCACAUAUUUUGACACAGUAAUAUUAUACACACCUAUUGGCAAGAUUUAAAUAAAGAGAUAAAUACAAUAAAGGGAUUGAAUCUGGAAUGUAAUUUUAAAACUAUGUACCUGGGAAUUUACUCAAAAAUACCAAAAACGAUGUGUAUCUUCUUAACACACUACUAACAACUAGCAAAAAGGCCAUUACAAAGAAAUGGCUCAAGGAAGAUCCUGCAUCUGUAGGCGAAUGGUAUGAUAUUGUUAAAGAGGUGUAUGACAUAGAAGUACUGACAUUUACUUUGAGACAACAAGCCUAUAACAUUUCUGCAUACUGAGGUAAAUGGUUGAGAAGAAAAGUAUUGUUUUUAUUUCAUUGUGGUGCUUUUAUUUUAUAUAUGUUUGGAGCCUGUUGAUCUUUGACAUGUAACCCUAAACAAAAUGUUAUAUUUUAUCAACAAUAAAUACAAAUGUAAAUACGAUUGUAUUCUGUGACCUUUGACACUUGUUAGUCUUUUUUGUUUCUAAGUUCCUUUGAAAAUGUCUGUUUGCUUGAUUUUUUUAUUGCUGUUUUGUUUUAAACUGUUUUUAAAAAGGAAAAAAGGUCAGUAUCAUCAUCAUCCUGACGCAAGCACACAGCGUUCAGCAUGUAGUUUUGCUGCUGUUAGAUCAAAAUCUGUCUUUAUAAAUUAUGUCUGACAUUUUACAAUGAAGUCUGUCCAAAAUAGAUUGACUUUUUUCUCUUUUGCUUAAAUAAAUUAUUAUUGUAUUUGA
Molecule: messenger RNA, 8920 nt
Organism: Danio rerio (zebrafish)
Lineage: Eukaryota; Metazoa; Chordata; Actinopteri; Cypriniformes; Danionidae
Source: RefSeq, a predicted model, not a curated record